ACUCGCCCACCAUAAUUGCGAUCAUCCUCUUCAGAUUAAUUAAAACAAAUUAACAAAAAAUAGCGAAAAAUCUCCGCAAAAAAAUCGAUUUUCCAUUUCCAGCCAGUCUAAAUUCCAUCUCGAGAUCCUAAAAAAUGGUGCAGCUGAUGAAGAGCGACGAAUCGGCAUCGCGCGGCGAGAAGACGCCGGUGAAGAUGGAGGUGGAGGAUUGUUUGGAGGAAGAGCACGGCCCACUCCACAAGCGCCCCAAACAGCAGCAACAGAGUGUGGGAAUGGCUGGUUUCGGAGUCCCACCAUCGCAAUACAAUCCUCUUGACGAGCCAAGUCCAUUGGGAUUACGACUAAGGAAAAGCCCGUCACUGCUGGAGUUGAUUCAAAUUAAACUGUCCCACUCCUCUGUGCCUAAACUUGGAAGUCCGAGUAAUAGUAAAAAGGAGUCCCUGAGAGGUGCUGGCGCGUCUGGUGAUAAGUUGAAGGCCUCAAAUUUUCCUGGUUCAGUUCUGAGAAUCGGGACCUGGGAGUAUAAAUCAAGAUAUGAAGGAGACUUGGUGGCAAAGUGUUAUUUUGCAAAACAUAAGCUGGUUUGGGAAGUCCUUGAUGGGGGUCUUAAGAAUAAAAUUGAAAUUCAGUGGUCUGAUAUUAUGGCAUUGAAGGCAAACUACAGUGAUGAUGCUCCUGGAACUUUAGAUGUUGUGCUGGCACGACAACCUCUUUUCUAUAGAGAGACUAAUCCACAACCUAGGAAGCACACUCUUUGGCAAGCAACAUCAGAUUUUACUGGUGGACAAGCUAGUCUAUGCAGACAACACUUUUUGGAGUGUCCACAAGGCUUGUUGGGGAAACAUUUUGAGAAACUCAUUCAGUGUGAUCCCCGCUUGAACUUUCUUAGCCAGCAAGGGGAAACAAAACUAGAAUCUCCAUAUUUUGAACCCAGGAUUCCUGUUAUUGAUGAUCAAAGUGAAAACAAUAAUGAAUUUGAUUUGAAUAGGGAGGGAAGCCCUUCCUUCUUCACCUUGCAGGAUACUGCUUCACCAUCAGGGCCUAAGACAUCAUCCUCAAAGAAUGAUGUUGAUGUUCUUGGCAGACAUUCAGAAUCUUACACCCGUGAAACACCGUCUCCAAGCUCAGCUGGGGGCACACUGACAGUUGAAGAUAUAAAAAACAGCAGAAUUGAUCAACUGAAGGAGCUCAGCAAUUGGGAUCAGGUCAAGGCUCCGGAUCUCCAUUCUUCUAUGUCGAUGAGCGACUUAGUGAGCCAUCUCGAGAAUCGGAUAUCAGAACAGGGCACAUCUGACAAUCCUACUCUCUCAAGCGAGGAAUGGCAGAGCCUCCAAAUCUUGGAUGACAUCAAACGGUGCUUGUUUAGUGAAAGUCAAAACUUUCGAGACUCGGACGAGAAAUCACUCAUGUCUAGGGUCGAUUCCCUCUGCUGCCUCCUGCAGAAGGACGCCCCUUCAGGCUCCAACACUCAGCUUAAAAGGGACAACAGCAUCAAUCUAUCACUGAUGCAAAAGGUAGAAGAUGAUGAAUCGAGCAGUGAUGGCUCGUUGUCUACAGAAAAGAAGGCUGGAGAUAGUGAAGAUGUCUCGGGCCCAAACCAGGUGUCGUCCAUGUCAAGGAAAGACUCUGUUGGAGAGCUGCUGCUUAGUCUCCCUAGGAUAGCUUCUCGUCCGCAGUUCUUCUUCAACAUUUCUGAUGACUACGGAAACCAAGCUCGGUGAUGCAGGCGACUUUGACGCAGAUGCGUGUCUCGGUGAUUUGUACAUGCGACGUAGUUGUAUGUCUGUUGUCAACAUUUGUGUAGUUUGAGGAUUCGGAAAUUAUGGUUGAUGAUGAAUCCUGUAAUUAUUUAUGUUUUGAAGGUGGCAUUAGGAUAUCUCUCUGGUUUUGCUACUUGUUUUGAUUAUACCAUACUGCUGCAAAAUUUGUACUUACGGUUGAUUUGUCAAAAUGUUGCUCUCUUCGUUCAA
This is a messenger RNA of Salvia splendens (bonfire salvia), 1970 nucleotides long. RefSeq lists its product as uncharacterized. NCBI's taxonomy places the organism in Eukaryota, Viridiplantae, Streptophyta, Magnoliopsida, Lamiales, Lamiaceae. Bases 135 to 1721 code for a protein of 528 amino acids. The record is from RefSeq and is a predicted model, not a curated record. The transcript is spliced from 6 exons.